Sugiyamaella lignohabitans is the source of this 1077-nucleotide messenger RNA. It is a transcript of the gene RAM2, whose product is annotated as bifunctional protein farnesyltransferase/protein geranylgeranyltransferase. The coding region runs from base 1 to 1077 and encodes 358 amino acids. Gene Ontology annotation, biological process: protein farnesylation; protein geranylgeranylation. The transcript has a single exon. Lineage: Eukaryota; Fungi; Ascomycota; Dipodascomycetes; Dipodascales; Trichomonascaceae. Gene Ontology annotation, molecular function: CAAX-protein geranylgeranyltransferase activity; protein farnesyltransferase activity. Gene Ontology annotation, cellular component: CAAX-protein geranylgeranyltransferase complex; cytoplasm; protein farnesyltransferase complex. The record is from RefSeq and is a predicted model, not a curated record.
AUGGCAACUACGUAUGACUGGUCGGACCUCAAGGCCAUUCCACAGAAUGAUGGAGGUAAGCCCCUGGCCCCUAUUUCAUACAAUGCAGAAUACGUUGCGGCUAUGAACCUGUUAAGGGGAGUAAUGGCAGUUGAGGAAUAUUCGGAACGAGCGUUGGCAUUGACUGCUGAAGUCAUUGAGAUGAAUCCUGCUCAUUAUACAGUUUGGGAGUACAGAUCCAGGAUACUGAAAAGUAUUGGCAAGGAUAUAGUCCCAAAAGACAAAAGACUCGUGCCGGACGGUGAUGAAGAUUUCGAUAUUGUGGACUUUGCGGACUGGUUAAAUGCUACUUCUCUUGAUAAUCCCAAGAAUUAUCAGGUUUGGAACUAUCGUCAACUGCUAGAACCUGUCCGUAGCGACAAUCCCGAAUCAAAGAUAUUUUACCUGAUGGAACUGGAGCUUGUACGGGAUGUGAUAUCAGAUGAUACCAAAAACUUUCAUGCCUGGUCCCAUUUGAAGUGGGUGGUUAACAGGGUCUCUGAGAGGUACGAAGAGAGCGGUGGAUCAUCUACAAUAUCUAAAGCAGACUCUGACGAUAAAGCUCAAGAAAAGACUGCUGAAGAGUCAGAUUUUACAGAAGUUUUCUCACUUAAAGGACAGUUGAAAUUCAGUGAUUUGUUUAUAGAAGAAGAUGUGUACAAUAACUCAGCCUGGAGCUACAGGUACUUUGUUCACAGUCAGUGGGGCAUUCUCAGUAAAGUCGAGCUCGCUGCUAGUGAAGAGCGGUUCAAUGAGGAAAUAAAUUACGUUAAAGAGCGUAUUGCUCUAGCUCCUCAAAAUGAGGCUGUAUGGACGUAUCUUGUGGGCAUAUAUGACAAAUAUGACCAUGACGCCCAUCCACUUGAUGAACUAGAGUCCUUAUGUAUACAAUAUGCCGCUGCCGACCAUAUUGAAUCGUCUCACGCACUUGAGCUACUUUUACGGAUUUAUGAACAACGACAAGAUAAAGCAAAGGCCUCGGCAGCACUGGACACUCUCGAAAAACUACUGCCAAUGAGAUCCGGAUACUGGGAAUACAAACGACGCUCAUUAGGUUAG